AUGCGAACGAGGUUUCUGAAGACGAACAUCGUUUCCUCAAUCCCUCCGAAGAAUCUUCGCCCUUUAUCGCAACUCUUCUCAAGCUCCCUCCUUCCCACAGACUAUGAUCAUUUUCCCGAGAUAAUCGCUUCAACCUCCGAUUCUUCAGAGAAAAUCCCCCCGGGAGCUCCAUACCCUGAGCACCCUUGGAUUCCGUCUCAAAAUGAAGUCUUGGACACCCUCUUGCUCCACAAAGCCGACCCCAGAUCGGCGUUGAUGUUCUUCAAACAAGUAGAGAGGAAACGAGGGUUUGUGAAAACCGUUGACGUUUUAUGCUUAUUGCUUCAGAUUCUCGCUUCGAGGCCCGACACUCAUGUAGAUGCCAAGUAUUUGCUCAAUAACUAUGUGCUUGGGAAUUCAGCUCCUGCUGCGAAGGUGCUGGUGGAACUCUUGUUGGAGUAUGCAGGAAGGUACGGUUUUGAUAUAUCUGAUUCAAGGGUUUUCAAUUAUGUGUUUAAUAGUUAUGUUAGAGCUAAUAAGAUCACGGACGCUGUUGAGUGCUUUAGAACAAUGUUAGCGCACGGUAUGCUUCCUUGGGUUCCAAUUGUGAACAUGCUUUUGACUGGAAUGGUUAGGAGAAACAUGGUUCAUGAUGUGCGCCAGUUGUAUGUUGAAAUGGUUGAGAGAGAUAUUUAUGGCGAUUCCUAUACCCUGCAUGUUUUAAUGCGUGCGUGUUUGAAGGCUGGGAAGUUUGCGGAGGCUUGGAAGUAUUUCGAAGAGGCAAUGGGUAGAGGGUUGAAGCUUGACGCGGCUGCGUAUAGUAUUGUUAUUCAGGCAGUUUGUCGGGUGGCGGACUUGAAUUUGGCGUGUAAGCUGUUGAAGGAGAUGAGGGAUUUGGGGUGGGUGCCAUCUGAGGGUACAUAUGUGGCUGUGAUUGGUGCAUGUGUCAGGCAGGGGAAUUUGGUAGAGGCGUUGAGGCUCAAGGAUGAAAUGGUAAGUAGCGGUCUCCCUGUGAAUGUAGUUGUUGCGACGAGCUUGAUUAAAGGGCAUUGUAUGCUAGGGGAUGUGAAUAGUGCAUUGUGGAUGUUUGAUGAGGUUGUUGAGGCUGGUGUUACUCCCAAUGUGGCUAUUUUCUCGGUUUUGAUAGAUUGGUGUUCUAAGAUUGGGAAUGUGGAGAAGGCAAAUGAACUUUACACCAGAAUGAAACUCAUGGGCCUCCAACCCACUGUCUUUAUUGUAAAUUUUCUGUUGAAAGGAUUCCUUAAACAGAACUUGCUAGAAAAUGCAUAUAAAUUGCUUGAUGAAGCAGUUGAAAAUGGAAUUGCUAGUGUUGUUACGUAUAACAUUGUUUUAUUGUGGCUCUGUGAAUUGGGCAAGGUUAGUGAGGGUAGCAAUUUGUGGGACAAAAUGAUUGGUAAGGGUAUUACGCCUUCACUAGUUUCUUACAACCACAUGAUACUAGGUCACUGCAAAACUGGUUGCAUGGAUGACGCAUUUAAUGUGAUGAGUGAUAUUAUUAAAAGUGGCUUAAAACCGAAUGCUAUCACAUACACAAUUUUGAUAAACGGAUAUUUUAUAAAGGGUGAUUGUGAGCGUGCUUUUAAUGUGUUUGAUCAAAUGGUGGCUGCAGAUAUUGUGCCUACAGACUACACAUUUAACACCAUUAUAAAUGGCUUGUGUAGAGGUGGCCGAGUGUCUGAGACAAAGGAUAAGUUGAACACUUUUAUCAAGCAGGGUUUUAUUCCCACAUCCAUGACUUAUAAUUGCAUCAUAAAUGGAUUUGUCAAGGAAGGUGCAAUUGAUUCCGCACACUCUACCUUUCGGGAGAUGUGUGAAAGUGGAAUUUUGCCAACUGUCAUCACUUUUACUAGUUUGAUUAAUGGAUUCUGCAAAAGUAAUAAGAUUGAUCUUGCUUUGAAAAUGUAUGAUGAUAUGAAAAGCAUGGGUUUGGAUCUGGAUAUUAAUGCAUAUAGUGUUCUCAUUGAUGGUUUCUGCAAAGUGCAAGACAUGGAAAAUGCAAGCAAAUUCUUCUCUGAACUUUUCGAGGUUGGUUUGACUCCAAAUACAACUGUUUAUAACAGCAUGAUUAGUGGCUUCAAAAAUUUGAAUAAUAUGGAAGCAGCACUUAACUUGCACAAGGAAAUGACAGAUAAUAAGAUUCCAUGUGAUUUACAAAUAUACACCUCACUGAUUGGUGGACUUUUAAAAGAGGGUAAACUAAGUUUUGCUUUAGAUCUUUACUCAGAGAUGCUUUCCAGGGGUAUUGUGCCUGAUAUCUUCAUGUACACCGUUCUGAUAAAUGGACUCUGUAACCAUGGACAGUUAGAAAAUGCGGGCAAGAUUCUAAAGGAAAUAGAUGGGAAUAACUUAAUUCCUACUGUUCUUCUUUAUAACACUUUAAUUGCUGGACAUUUUAAGGAGGGGAAUCUAGAAGAGGCUUUUAGGCUGCAUGACGAGAUGCUUGAUAAAGGUCUUGUGCCUGAUGACACUACAUAUGAUAUUCUUGUAAAUGGAAAGUUAAAAAGGUCAUAUACUCCGGUUGGAGCUUGA
Messenger RNA from Sphenostylis stenocarpa, 2529 nucleotides. The record is from the annotation of a GenBank genome assembly. Lineage: Eukaryota; Viridiplantae; Streptophyta; Magnoliopsida; Fabales; Fabaceae.